Messenger RNA from Silurus meridionalis, 9375 nucleotides. RefSeq names its product protein tyrosine phosphatase receptor type Db (gene ptprdb). Gene Ontology annotation, biological process: synaptic membrane adhesion; peptidyl-tyrosine dephosphorylation. The transcript is spliced from 35 exons. Gene Ontology annotation, molecular function: protein binding; protein tyrosine phosphatase activity. The record is from RefSeq and is a predicted model, not a curated record. NCBI's taxonomy places the organism in Eukaryota, Metazoa, Chordata, Actinopteri, Siluriformes, Siluridae.
UGUUGCCUUUUCUCUCGUUCUCGCUGAAGCGCUGCUCGCUCGCGCGCCUCUGCCAGUCCUUCUCGUUUUUUUUUUUACUCAUUUUUCAUUUCUUUCCUCUGCGGGAAUUAUUUAUUCCCCCCCAAUCAUUAAAAGUAGUUUCGGCUCUUAGUUGCUGUGUGUAUUAGUGCGUGUGUGUGGGUUUUUUUUUAGUGUGAGUGAAUUUGUUUAUUUUUAUUGUCUCCUGCUCGGGACGAAGAGAGACCAGGACUCCGUUUGGACAUUCUCCUUCCCCUGACUUCUCAACGGGACACCGGGAUCGCCUCUUUGGGAGAACAUUGAGGAGAAUCCAGCGGAGUCUGUCUUUCAUUCGGCCCGGCAUGAGGCAGCAUGUGUUUACUCUUAAUUUAGCACAGAUCCUGUAGUUCCUGAUGCAGCAUGAACAAGGUUAUGAGCGUCUGUAGAGCUUGGUGAUUCAGAUGAGACGAGCCAAUGAGAGGAUGGCCAGAGGUCACAUGAUCUGCAAAGCCGCCAUCCAGCUGGUUCUGCCAAUGCUGCUGAGUGUGCUGCCAGUCACACACACUCAAAGUCCACCUCGUUUUACCCGUACACCCACUGACCAAACAGGCGUGCAGGGUGGGGUGGCCUCGUUUAUGUGCCAGGCAACAGGAGACCCACAACCUCGAAUCUCCUGGAGCAGAAAUGGCAAGAAAGUCACCAACCAGAGAUUUGAGACGAUUGAGUUUGAGGACGGCUCCGGCUCGGUCUUGCGCGUGCAGCCGUUGCGGACCCCACGUGAUGAAGCGAUAUACGAGUGUGUGGCGUCUAACGACGUCGGCGAGAUCAGCGCCUCCACCCGGCUCACGGUGCUGCGCGAGGACCAGCUUCCUCCUGGCUUCCCGUCUAUAGACAUGGGUCCUCAGCUUAAGGUGGUGGAACGUUCUCGCACAGCCACCAUGCUGUGUGCAGCCAGCGGAACUCCUGACCCAGAGAUCACAUGGUUUAAAGACUUUCUUCCCAUCGACACCCAAACUCACGGACGAAUCAAACAGCUGCGCUCAGAGUCCUUUGGGGGUACACCAAUCAGAGGUGCACUGCAGAUCGAUCGGAGUGAAGAAACCGAUCAAGGGAAAUACGAGUGCGUGGCUAUGAAUAGUGAGGGGACGCGAUACUCGACACCCGCUAACCUUUACGUCAGAGAGCUGAGAGAUGUGCGCCGGAUCCCUCCACGCUUCUCUGUGCCGCCUAUGGAUUACGAAGUGAUGCCCGGAGGAGGGGUGAACAUCACAUGCCAGGCGGUGGGCGUUCCCAUGCCAUAUGUGAAGUGGAUGCUUGGAACGGAGGACCUGACUCCAGAGGAUGACAUGCCUAUCGGAAAGAACGUGCUAGAACUCACGGACGUGCGGCAGUCAGCCAAUUACACCUGCGUGGCGAUGUCCACUCUUGGCGUCAUUGAAACCGUGGCACAGAUCACAGUCAAAGCCCUCCCAAGUCCUCCAGGAGCUCCAGUUGUCAUGGAACGUUCAGCCACCAGCAUAACCUUAAUGUGGGACAGCGGGAACCCACUUCCUGUUUCCUAUUACAUCAUCCAGCACAGACCUGCGUCCUCCAGUGACCCUUUUAAAGAGAUUGACGCCGUGGCGACGACACGGUACAGCGUCGGCGGACUCAGCCCCUACUCGCACUAUCACUUCCGGGUCAUAGCUGUAAAUUCGAUCGGCCGCGGACCUCCGAGUCCGACAAUAGAAGCGCGGACGGCAGAGCAAGCCCCGAGCUCGGCGCCGCGCAGGGUCAGAGGUCGCAUGCUUAGUGUCUCCACAGCAAUGGUGCAGUGGGAGGAGCCAGAGGAGGCGAACGGACAGGUGGUCGGUUAUCGGGUGUACUACACCUCCGAUUCUUCACUGCACGUCAACCAAUGGGAGAAGGAGAUGGUGCGUGGAGCAAAUUUUCUGACAAUACAGAAUCUAACGCCAAACAAGACCUAUUUCAUCAGAGUUCUGGCUUUCACUGCUGUGGGAGAUGGUCCUCUCUCCAGCGACCUGCACAUCAUUGCCAAAACAGGAGUUCCUUCUCAGCCCACAGAGCUGAAAGCAGAGGUGAAGUCAGAGACGAGCGUCCUGCUCACCUGGCUGCCACCGGCUCACAGCGGCACCGAUGCAAUCAUAGGAUAUGAACUCAUAUACAGACUCGGAGACCAGCCUGAGCAGAAGAUCGUGUUCGAGCCGAGCUCCAGCUACGUGCUAAAGAAUCUGAAGCCCUUCUCCACCUACAGCUUUCAGUUAGCAGCACGUAGUAAACACGGCGUGGGGGCCUUCACCAGCGAGCUCAGCGUACAGACACCACAAACCCUGUUUGCUGUGAACUUCCAUGUAAAAGCUGCUAUGAAGAGUUCAGUAUGGCUUGUCUGGGAGCCACGAACUGCACAAAACAAACCCUCGACUUUUAUCAUCUCAUACGGUGAUGGUCACAAACUGGAAGUAGACGGGCGUCUCGGGCUGCAGCGGAUCACCGAGUUAAAGCCGCAGUCGAUCUACACGUUCCUCCUGAGUAAUAAAGCGGAUGGCAGUGAGGGCCUGCAGCACCGUGCCGACGCCAUGACCGCUCCGAACCUGCUGCUCAGAAAACCUCAACUAAUGGAGAAGAGCAGCUCUGAGAGCACGGCCACACUGCAGCUGCCCUCGGUGCACACACACGUCCCUGUCAGAGGUUUCUACAUCAUUGUCAUCUCACUGAAGAGGCAGAGAGGAGGAAACUUCCAGAAUCCUUGGAGUGAUCCAGAUGAAAUGAAUUUAGAUGAGAUUCUGAAGAUGAUCAACGGUACGAGCCGAUCGGUACGCUUACGGAGGCAGGCCGAACCGAAGCCAUACAUCAGUGCCUACUUUCCGAAUCUUCCGUCCGAGUUUAGGCUGGGAGACGGGCGUGUGUAUGGAGUGUUUCUGAACCGACUGCUUCUCAACGGGCAGGAAUAUGUCUGUUUCGUGCUCGCUAUUUUAGAGCUGGGACAGAAUACUAUUUACUCGACCAGCCCGUUUUCGGACCCUGUGGCCUUCUCAGACAUGGAGCCCCAACCAAUCGUGGAUGAAGAGGAGGGGCUGCUUUGGGUGGUGGGGCCUGUGCUUGCUGUCAUCUUCAUCAUCAGCAUAGUCAUCCUCAUCCUUCUGUUUAAGAGCAAACCGGACAGGAAGCGGGCAGAGUUAGAGGGCAGAAAGUGCAGUUUCCCAAGCAGUGGCAAAGCCAUGAGCUCUCAGCAUCCAUCAGACCCCGUGGAACUCCGCAGAAUCAACUUCCCAACACCCGGUAUGACCAGUCAUCCUCCAGUUCCCAUCUCAGAAUUACCCAGUUACAUAGAGAGAAAGAAAGCCAGUGAGGGCCUGAGGUUCUCACAGGAGUAUGAGGUACUCUAUUGACCUGGGCAGCAGUUCUCUUGGGAGCACUCAAACCUGGACAUUAAUAAACCAAAGAAUCGCUAUGCAAAUGUCAUCGCCUACGACCACACCAGAGUAGUGCUGUCUAACAGUGAUGGUCAGCCAGGUGGCGAUUACAUCAACGCCAAUUUCAUCGACGGGUACCGACGACAAGGCGCCUACAUCGCCACACAGGGGCCCAUGCCAGAUACCAUCAGUGACUUCUGGAGGAUGGUGUGGGAGCAGCACACGGCAAACAUCAUUAUGAUAACCAAAUUGGAGGAGAAAUCAAGGAAUAAGUGUGAUCAGUACUGGCCGAGUCGAGGCACAGAGACGUACGGCCAAAUGCAGGUGUCUGUGCUCGACACCGUGGAGCUUGCUGCUUACUGUGUCAGGACUUUCGCACUCUUUAAGAGUGGCAGCAGUGAGAAGAGGGAGGUCCGCCAGUUUCAGUUCACAGCGUGGCCUGAUCACGGUGUACCUGAGCACCCUACACCAUUCCUGGCCUUCCUGCGCAGAGUCAAAGCCUGUAAUCCUCCAGACGCUGGGCCUAUCGUAGUGCACUGCAGUGCGGGCGUAGGGCGGACCGGCUGCUUCAUCGUGAUCGAUGCCAUGCUGGAGCGCGUGAAGCAGGAAAAGACGGUUGACGUGUACGGCCACGUGACACUGAUGCGCUCUCAGAGAAACUACAUGGUGCAGACAGAAGAGCAGUACGUGUUCAUAUACGACGCGCUGCUGGAAGCCGUGAUGUGCGGCAACACGGAGGUGCCCGCGCGCAACCUCUACGCGUACAUCCAGAGACUCACACAGGCUGAGCCUCCUGACAACAUCAGCGCCAUGGAGCACGAGUUUAAAAGGUUAGCGAACGCGAGAGCACACAACUCCCGGUUUGUGAGUGCCAACCUGCCCUGCAACAAGUUUAAAAACAGGCUGGUGAACAUCAUGCCGUACGAGAGCACACGUGUGGGACUGCAGCCCAUCCGAGGAGUGGAGGGUUCGGACUACGUCAAUGCCAGCUUUAUAGACGGUUAUAGGCAGCAGAGGGCGUAUAUUGCCACGCAAGGUCCUCUGGCUGAGACAGCAGAAGAUUACUGGAGAAUGCUGUGGGAACACAACUCCACUAUUGUAGUGAUGCUCACUAAACUUCGAGAGAUGGGAAGGGAGAAGUGCCACCAAUACUGGCCUUCAGAAAGGUCAGCACGCUAUCAGUACUUUGUGGUGGACCCCAUGGCUGAGUACAAUAUGCCACAGUACAUCCUGCGAGAGUUUAAAGUGACUGAUGCCAGGGAUGGCCAGUCCAGAACUGUUCGCCAGUUCCAGUUUACCGAUUGGCCGGAACAGGGCGUGCCAAAGUCUGGCGAAGGCUUCAUAGACUUUAUCGGCCAAGUGCACAAGACAAAAGAGCAGUUUGGUCAAGACGGACCAAUAACGGUACACUGCAGUGCUGGUGUUGGGAGGACAGGUGUCUUUAUCACGUUGAGCAUAGUGCUGGAGAGGAUGCGUUAUGAAGGAGUGGUCGACAUCUUCCAAACUGUCAAAAUGCUGCGAACACAGAGACCAGCCAUGGUGCAGACGGAGGAACAGUACCAGUUUUGCUAUCGUGCAGCACUGGAGUACUUGGGCAGUUUCGAUCACUAUGCAACAUAAAGCGUCUCUGGUUUCUCCAAGCUUCUCUGGACCAGCAGGACAUUUCCUCCCGUGUGAUCUUCUGUGCUAAAUAACUGUCUCCCGGCGCGACUGUCUUUACACCGUCUGUACUGAGCGUACUGUCACGCUGUGUGUCCUUGGCUCUGGAAACGUAAGAUAGCCCCGAAAUGAUUCAAAGGCCAGUUUAGUUCAGGUCAAUUCAGGGCUAUCUUAAGAUAAUCGUCAAAUAAUCACCAUGAACAUGAAAUCCAGCGUCUGGGAGGCGACGUUUCAUUUUUAAAAUGUGUUUUUGAUUCAGUUGUACCACUGAUUAGUUACCAACUUGUAAGAGAUUGGGGCUAAUACCUAAUCACAGACAACCACCCCCCACCCCCUUUAACUCCCGAUCGCACACGGAUAUGUGCACACACAGACACACACUCACAUGCAGAGUGAACCACUGGCAGUCGUGACUUCUCAAAAGGUUGUGCAAUACUACAAAUGACUGCACUUUUCAUUUAACUUCGAAAGCACACUGAAUAAUCCACAGUAGUUUGACGUCAUAUAUACAGUAUUCAUUUAUGUACAUAUAUGUGCUGUAUGUGGUGGUUUGGGAAAAAUCUGUCAGGCUGGAAUGAAAUUUUUGAACUAGGAGUUGGCGACUCUGGUGCAUCGGGAACUGCUUAGAACCAGCUUGAGCUCGUUUAGAAACCUUAGUUAUAAUGGAGCCUUUAUAAGCCUUUGAUAGUGCGAGUUGCUGCGCAAAGGGAAAUUCGGCAUCAUUACCAGUCAGGACCGCAUGAUCGUUUACCGUCUGCUAAUCCUGAGGAGCCCUCAAAGCUCCACACCACAACACGCACCAUUACUGUGCUGAGAUGCUUCUUUGAAAUUACGCACCCCACAUUGUAAUCGCAUGAGCAGACGGGACACGAUCAAGACGUCCUAACUGGUAAAGACGCCCAAAUUCCCUUUGUGCAGCACUCACACUAUCACCAUUCUUAUAUAAAGGUUUUACAGAGAGCGCUUGUUGCGCACCGCUCCACCGCUCCGUGAUCACUAGCGGCACCUGUUCCAAACAAUUACCCACGUCCCAGGGUCCCACCUCCUAGUUCAAAAAGGUCUAGUUUACACUUUAACAUGCGAUCACAGUGAUCCAAUCAAGCAGAUCAGAUCAUCAGGUAAUUAGGAUGCGGCGUUUACACUCGGCAACAUCAACUGACUUCUCCAUCUGUGUAACUGAUCAGAUCUGUCUUUCCCACGCAAUAUUUUUUUUUCAUUUUCAGUCACUGGACAUUUUUACGAAUCGCGCAAACCGAGGAGUCUGCAGUUAUUAAUAAGGUGGAUAGAUUCUCGACGACUUCUGUCCAGGCCACGUUGAUUGGAUAACAUUCCGAUCAGAAGCCUGUUUACACUUUUUUUCUUUUCAAUGUGUAUGUGAACAACAUCCGGAUACAGGUCACAUGCUGAUGCCAAGUGUAAACACAGCCAUAGCAACCAUAAAUACCUUUCACCAAAAGAUGUGAAAAACUAUUUCUAGGUACAAUAGAACACUGUAUAAGGAGUUGGGUUAUAGUUAGUCCCGCACUGUUUUAUUCCUUUAUCUCACACUAUUUUGGUGACAAUUUUUAUUUUAUUUUAUCAAAAUGAUCGCAUCAUGUCCUGAAAAACAAGUUCCAGUUCCAGUCGCUAUAACAGGUGUUUUCUCACUGGCUGCUAUCCUGAAAUUAAUGCAGCAAAACAACAUGAAUUGUGGUGUUUCCCGUGUAAAGAACGCGUUUUACAUCUGAUUAUUAGGCCAAGUUCACACUUUGUCCCACUGUUGUAUGUAUGGAGUGCGGAAGCAGCUCGUCCCGGCUUCUGCGAGCCACGAAUGUAACUUUAUUUCAGUUCUCAAUGAAUGCAUGAUGAAACGCACUGAUCUCUUUGUUUAAUGCGUGGUGCAAGUCGACAAAAUAGAUACAGAGCGUUAGUUUCUCUUGAGUUUAGCUUUCUUUCUUUAUCUUUUUCUUUUUUUACAUCAUUACAGUCAUCUCAAUCCGUGUUCAUUUUGACCACAAACUAUUCGCUUAUUAGUUUGAUUAGUUUGGUGCAUGCAUGGAGAAAAAUACCGGAUAGAAAUGAAGUGUGUGUGAACCUGGCCUUACAAUGCACUAACACUGGGGUACACACAAUUCAUAAAACGAUGCGUGAGCAGUUCAUGAUCAGAAAUGAUCACGUAUCAGAACGAGCGCUAAUAUAAACCCGUCAGAGGUGUCGCAGAUGUUGCACUCGACAGAGCUGUGGUCUGAAAUUCUAAACAUUGUGCAGAUGGUCCUCGGGUUACGAUGGUUCGACUUACGACUUUUCGAUCCAACUGUUUUAAAAUAUUGUACGUUUUGCACGGCAGGCAGAAUGUAGCAGGGUGGUGUAAAUUGCUCUGUUUUGAUAAAUUAUGCACUGUAAUUUGUUAGAUUAUUAACAAGUUGCAGUAUACUACCCCAUACUGAUCACCAUUCUUUAAGACUCUAGGUCAUGCUAGGCCAUGUCUCAAAUUACGAUGGUGUCCCCAGAACACAUCUCAAUCGUAACGUGGGGACUCGCUGUCCUUUCAGUCUGGAGUUUUCCAGUCUUCAUCAUGCAAAUGGUUUUCCCAGACCACCACACAAAUAUAAGCACAUUUACAACGUGGCUUGUGUUUAUCAACCAAUUUCUAAUAUUCACCUUAACACACGUUUCCACGGUGGCGUUACAGCACCACAGACGAUCGUCUCGAAAGUAGUAGUGCCUUAUCAUGGUUUUCGAUAGUUCACUUUAGUUCUACUUCUGUGUACCUGCAUUAUAGUUUUUAGACAAUUUUGAUACACUAGGAUUGUACACGUGCCACACCGGAUUUUAAUAGGACGAGCGUACAUCUCGAGAAAAAUACUAAUAAAAAAAACGUGCUCACGAUUUUUUACAAAGCCAUAUUGAUUAGUACAAAUUGAUGCUGCCAAGGCUGAUACUACAUAAAGUGUAUGCAUGCACAUUUUUGGAUGGAUAUAUAUAUAUAUAUAUAUAUAUAUACUAUAUUUGACCUAAUUCAUGAAUUUUUGAGAACAUUCAUAUUUUAUAUUAGUCAUCAAAAGAAACGAGAUCAGUUUAUUGAAUAUUACACAAUCUUUUUCUUUUAUUAGGAGGGGUCUUAUGAUCUCGCCUCUUUGGAGAGCAUGCAGUGUUUGAAAACUUUAGCUAGUGAGGUGCUGCUUUGUCCGUAUAGACAUCUUCACCUUUUGAGGAUAUUCAUGCAGGGUUCCUGGCCAUAUGUAAGUUAUUCUAUAUUAUAAUAUAAUUUGCACUAUAAAUGUAAAAAAAAAAAAAAAAAACACCAACACCUUGAGGCACAAAUAUUCGUUUUACAAAUUGUGUUCCGUUUUACUGAAUAUUGUUUUUUUUUCUUUUCUUGAAAGCGUGCACUCAUCCCAGGAACAUAAUCAGCUGUUGAGAUGUGUUAAUGGUCUUAGUGUGUGUGUGUGUGUGUGUGUGGACAGAAGCCUGGGUGUUAUUUCACGCCGUGUGUAAACAACACACUUUCACUCUAUGCACAAAACCAUUGUUCGUUCUCAAUUACGGAGCGUUUCCGUUAUCACCAUGGUGACCACAGCGCGUGCAUGUUACAGUAUAAAAACGAAAUAUCUUUUCGGUGUUAAAUCUUAAGGAGAAUAUACGCUUUGUAGUGUUUAGUGUUCGACGUUUUCCAGAAGACAACACGAAGGUGCCCGAGUAGCCGAACGAAAGGACAGGACCAAGUUUUCUCAAUGAACUUUUUUUUUUUCGCCAAGAGCCAAAGCUCCAGAGGAUUUCAGGGGUUUGUGGCUCCACUAGAACAUUUGGGACUUCUCUUACACAGUGUUCGGUGUGUUCCUCUGCAUUUAAAACAAAUUUACCAUGAAUUAAAAAAAGAAAAAACUCUAAACAUCAGCGUAACGUUACUGCACACAUUUUAUUUCCAAUCUACAGAAAAAAUCCAAGUUUUUUUUUCCCGUCUUCCACAUGAACAGAAAUGUGAACGAUCCAUAACAGACUUUUCAUGUAGAAAUAAAUCCUCACUGUUUGUUUCAUCAUGUGAUAUGACCAAAUAUCCAUUGUAAUGCUUUUUUUUUUUUCACCUUGUAAGAACUUGAUGUGCGUUUCUGCUAUUUUUGGCCCAUCCAGUCGACGUGAGCACAAAGUGAUGCCUGUCUUCUGUUAUUUACCUCUUAUUUUGUAGUAAAUGUAAAUAUUUUAGAGAAAUAAUCUUAUGCUUUUUUAUUUUCCUACUUUUGCUGUGAGAAAACAAGUCGUGUGAGAAUACAGGGGUAUUUGUGGAACUUUUUUUGUUCGUUUUGUUACGAAUAAACUCGCAACAAAA